This is a messenger RNA of Struthio camelus australis, 4172 nucleotides long. Lineage: Eukaryota; Metazoa; Chordata; Aves; Struthioniformes; Struthionidae. The record is from RefSeq and is a predicted model, not a curated record.
GUGUUUUCUAGGUAGUGAGAAACGAGGACCGUGCUACUGCGCUUGGUGGUGGUGAUGUGCUCGCAGCUUGCUUUGUUCUCACCUGAUCAAAGCCACGCAGAAGGAUUUGUUCCAGUAACUUUCAGUUGCAUUGAGGUUUGCACAGACCUCUGACAGGAUGUUGGGAUUUCUGAAGAAACCAAUUGUGGUUACUGCAGAGAUAAAUAUGAACCUCUUGGCAUUGACUGUGAUGGGAUUAAUAAGUCGUCUUCGGGGGCUUUCCUAUCCACGGGCUGUGGUUUUUGAUGAAGUGUAUUAUGGCCAGUUCGUUUCGCUCUACAUGAAGAGAAUCUUCUUUGUGGAUGACAGUGGCCCACCUUUUGGCCAUAUGCUGCUAGCUUUGGGAGGUUACUUAGGGGGAUUUGAUGGAAACUUCUUAUGGAACAGAAUUGGAGCUGAAUAUAGUAUGAAUGUUCCUGUUUGGUCCUUGCGACUUCUGCCAGCGCUGGCUGGUGCUCUCUGUGUGCCUUUAGCAUACCAGAUUUUGGUAGAGCUGCACUUCUCCCACUGUGCUGCACUUGGAGCUGCUCUUCUGAUUCUCUUAGAGAACUCUUUGAUCACUCAGUCGAGGUUCAUGCUCCUGGAAUCAAUACUGAUAUUUUUUAUCCUGCUUGCAGUUUUGUCCUACCUGAAGUUUUACAAUUUGCAGAGCCACAGUUCCUUCUCUGGAAGCUGGUGGUUUUGGCUUCUGUUGACUGGAGUAGCUUGUUCUUGUGCAGUUGGAGUGAAAUAUAUGGGUCUGUUCACCUAUAUGCUGCUUUUGGCCAUCGCAGGACUCCACUUCUGGCACAUGAUAGGAGACCAGAACUUGUCAAAUGUUUCCUUGCUGUGCCAUUUUCUGGCUCGGGGGCUGGCCCUCAUCAUCAUCCCAGUGGCAAUGUACCUGUCCUUCUUCUACGUUCACUUGGCUUUGCUGUAUCGCUCUGGGCCUCAUGACCAAAUUAUGACAAGUGCUUUCCAAGCCAGCUUAGAGGGUGGGCUAGCUCGAAUCACUCAGGGUCAACCCUUAGAGGUGGCUUAUGGCUCUCAGAUUACUCUGCGGAAUGUACUGGGCAAACCCAUGCAGUGUUGGCUCCAUUCUCACAAGAAUACUUAUCCCAUCAGGUAUGAGAAUGGCCGAGGUAGUUCCCAUCAACAGCAAGUGACCUGUUAUCCCUUCAAGGAUGUGAACAACUGGUGGAUUGUCAAAGAUCCUGGAAUGCAGCAGCUGGUGGUGAGUAACCCACCCCGUCCUGUCAGACAUGGACACAUUGUGCAGCUGGUCCAUGGCAUCACGACUCGAUACCUCAACACGCACGAUGUUGCUGCCCCUCUUAGCCCCCACUCCCAAGAAGUCUCCUGUUACAUUGAUUAUAACAUCUCCAUGCCAGCACAGAACCUCUGGAGAGUAGAAAUUGUAAAUCGGGAAUCUGACACGGAUGUGUGGAAGACAAUUCUGUCAGAAGUGAGGUUUGUUCAUGUGAACACCUCUGCAGUGCUAAAGCUCAGUGGAGCAUCGUUACCUGAGUGGGGAUACCGGCAGCUGGAGGUGGUUGGAGAGAAGCUGUCGAAAGGCUACCAUCAGAGCAUGGUUUGGAAUGUGGAAGAGCACAGAUACGGGAAAAGCCAAGAGCAGAAAGAGAGGGAAGUGGAGCUCCACUCUCCUACACAGAUGGACAUCAGUAAAAACCUCAGCUUCAUGGCCAAAUUCGCAGAAUUGCAGUGGAAGAUACUGACAUUGAAAAAUGAAGACACGGAACAUAAAUACAGCUCCUCUGCUCUGGACUGGAUCACAAUGGAUACAAAUAUUGCCUACUGGCUCCACCCAACCUCUGGGGCUCAGAUCCACCUCAUUGGGAAUGUUCUCACCUGGGCUUCAGCUAAUGUUGCUGCUCUGAUCUACAUGUGUUUGUCACUGUGGUACUUGGUACGACGAAGGAGAAGAAUUUACGACGUUCCUGAAGAUGCAUGGCAGCUCUGGCUAUCAGCUGGGGGGAUCUGUGUUGGAGGCUGGGCUGUGAAUUACCUGCCCUUCUUCGUGAUGGAGAAAACGCUUUUCCUGUACCACUACCUACCUGCCCUCACAUUCCAGAUUCUCUUGAUUCCCAUUGUAUUGCAGCACCUCAGCAAUCAUCUCUGCAGAUCGCUGCUUUCCAAAAGCAUGUUCAGUGCAUUGAUUGUAGCCUGGUUCUCUUCAGUUUACCUUGUCUACUGCACGUUCAGCCCUGUGACUUACGGGGAACCCGCUCUAUCAGUUGCUGAGCUCAAGGAUUUGCGCUGGAAGGACAGCUGGAACAUCCUCAUCCGGAAACGAUAAUUCAGCUCCUACUGUGACUUCUAUCAGCAGAGGAAUGCACAGGGUAGCAGCAUGUAAGAUGAGGCCUGGCUUCCUUCACACAGAACCAGUUACUGGAGAACCUGUAGCAGCUCACUCUACCGGUUUUCAACAAUGGGUAUAGUACUCAGGCCAGUUGUGCUGUUGGUGGUUUUUUUUUUUUCUUUUUGGUGGCUGCAGCAGAUAUUGCAUUAUCUUGCAAUAGCGAUUAAAGCUUACCCAGAACAGCAGUCUAGACUGACCAGGGUGUUUUUAACUGUAGAGCUCCCUACUGCUGUAACAAAUGCUGUUCAAGGCUGCCUUGAUCUUCUCCCCUACUAAGAAGGUAUGAUCAAACACUAGAUUCAUUCAAAGGAGAGUUUAGUGACUAUUUUGCUACUCCUUAAAGGUGCUCUGAUGGCUAAUGCUUCAGUGAAGUAGCUCAUGCUCUAAGUUAGUCUGUCACCCUGAUCUAAAAAGAGCUCAGCAGCAGUCACGAAAUGACCUGCUUUCCCCUCUCUCCUCAGCACACAUACCACUGAGCCAUGGUGUUCUCUAGUAGAUAGCUAACCAACCUCUACUGCUUUCUACUGUGUUGUAGAUGCUAUAGGGAUGACAGUGCAGACUGCAUUUUUAUUCUUUUCUCUAAAGCUUCAGCCAUUACGGAAAUGAAGCUAACAAUGUUGAGCUGACCUUAGAGGGAGAAAGAAGUUGAGUAUAAGAAUACGAUGAGUAUAAGAGGACUGCCAAAAGUGUUCCUUUUGGUAUGUUUGAGUUGCUGUAGCAGAAGUAGCACAAACACCUUUUAUAUAUUACAAAAAAAGGGCAAUUUCUGCUCACUGUUUGUUCAUUUGUUUAUUAGCCAAAGCAACACAUCCACAGGCAACACAGCCAGACCUUCGUUUUAGAAAACUAGCAAAUACGAAAAAGUUCCUCUUAAUAACAUUUCCCUCCCCAUUACAACUACUCUAAAUGCAGACUCAGUGACAGAAAGCUACAACAUAGAUACUUUGAGAGGCCCAACUGAUGCUUCAUUUCAGAAGUUUUCCAGAAACUAUGUUGCUGUGGUUUCAUUUAUCUGGGGUACAUUACAGAAAUAGGGAUAUCACUGUAUAUACUUCCAGCCUCCUAUGUUCUUUUUAGAAAAACCAGAAUGUUCAUGAGUUUAAAACUGCUCAAGUGAAAGGUAAGCACUUUGACUCUACUCAGGGUAGAAACGUGUGCAGAUAGAUAGCUGUUUGUACUAUCAGAAGGAGGGUUUUGCAACAUCUUUCCCCUUUGCAGAUUUCACCACCCAGUUCUGCAAGUGGAUCGAUUCUGCCCAGCAGAACCUGGAACCAUCAGUACAGAAGUGUCCUCAAAGCCACUAAACCUGACAAGGUCAGGUUUAUUUUUCCAAGUGAGCAACUCAAUCCAGCUGGCGCUCACUAUUCAAUAACUAUGGUAAAGGAGACUUUUAUUUGGGUACAAAAAGGAAAGCCUCACCUACAUACAGUGUAGCAAGGUUCAGGAGCCUCAGAAGGUAGAGAUUAUGAACCAGAAUCACACUGCUUCUCAGGCCUGUCCUCUUGAUGAACUGUAGGUUCCCUUUUGUCCCGGAGAGCCUUUGUUUCUCCUCUAGCUUGGGGAAGAGAUUCUGCUACAGUUGUGUUCAUAAGGUCAGGCCUCCUGCUCCACAGCUGCUACAUGUGAUAAAGGAGGCUGGUCAGCAGGAAAGCAGUGCCAGAACUAGGUCUCAAGGUCCCAAAGAGCAGGUGGAGAAGAAUAAAGACUGCACCUGCUUGUUUAAAUUAACAUGGUCUGACAAGAGAGACUGUUUUCCUUUUAGGGAAAAAAAAAA